Messenger RNA from Parnassius apollo (apollo), 876 nucleotides. NCBI's taxonomy places the organism in Eukaryota, Metazoa, Arthropoda, Insecta, Lepidoptera, Papilionidae. The record is from the annotation of a GenBank genome assembly.
AUGUACCCAGAACCACCUUAUUUCGACUUGUUCAAGAAAAUGAGUUUGUUAGAAGAUACUCUGACCAAAAAGAUAGGUCGCAGACCAGUAUUUAAUAAGGUUUUUGAGGAAAUGUUGGUGAAAUAUGCCCUUGUUAUGGAACAAAAAUUAUAUGGUUUGACUCGAAUGGAUAUGAGAAGGAUAGCAUAUCAACUUGCUGUUAAAAAUAAUGUGCCCCAUCCAUUCCAUGACGACAGAGCUGGCAGAUACUGGCUCAAAGGAUUUCUUGCGAGGCACAAGCAAACUUUAUCAAUACGCAAGCCCACUGGAACAUCUUUUGCUAGAGCCAAUGGAUUUACAAAAGCAAGAAUGGACGAGUUUUAUCAAAAUCUUGAGAAAGUUUAUGACGAAAAAAAGUUCACGGCUACAAAUGGCUUUAGAGUUGGUGGCAUUUAUCCAUUAAAUACAAAUAUUUUCACGGAAUCUGACUAUCUCGCAGCAGCACAAGAAUCAGCGGAUGGCAUUGCUGAAAACGAACAAGAAGCACGUAGUCCUAUCGCUGCAAGUCCACAAGUCAUAAAUGAAGCUGGAAAUCAUUCACCAACCCUAUUACAAGGUUUCGAUGACAGUCAUGUUGAUGUUUCGUCAGAUAGCAGACAACAGUCAAAUGAAAUUGUGUCGGAAACAGAUCCUCCAUCAGUAAACCUUCCUGAUAUUGCCAUGCGAGAAGAACAAGAAAAAGAAAAUCUUCCUGGACCUUCUCGUAGUAACCCCAUUGUGACACCGUUUCAAAUCUCACCAGUUCCUACUUCCAAAUAUCGGUCAUCAAAUCGAGGUCGUAAGCCAGGUGAUUGUAAUUUGGAAUACCCUAUUCCAAAUUUGAUUCACUUUAUCUAA